AUGUCGGACGCCGAUUUUGAGGCAGUCCGGAAGCUUCAGGCUGAGCGGAACGCUACCGCAGCUGGCAAGAAAGGUUCAAGGACCUUUGAUCCAUCUAGCCAGCGCACUGACAACUCCACCAAGGCCUCCCUAACUGAAACUUUCGAUACGGAUCUCUAUGAUCGCAAUGGCGGCGACAAAUAUACGGGCUACGACACUUCGAUCGCUGUUAAUGACAACGAUGAAGAUAUGGAAGAUGCCGACGAUGGACAUCGUCUAGUCGGCCAGUAUACCGCGACCAGAAGUCAGAUGGAUGAGUUUGCCCAUGGAAAUGGAGUUGAAGAGGAGGACAUUCUUCUCGGGCGGGAGAAAGCGGCUAGAAUCGCCGACCGAGAGACGGACUACCAGAAGCGUCGUUUCAACCGUGGUCCGUUGACCCCCACUAGGGCUGAUCCCUUUGCUGCAAACAAGCAUGAAAGCGUGGAGGGGGAUGGCCAGACUUAUCGUGAAGUCAUGGCCUUGCGUGAGCUUGAAAAAGAGGAAGAGCGUGUCCAGAAGCUGAUCGCAGAAAAGCAGGCCCGUGGUGAGGACGGUGUUCCCGAACAUGAGGCCACGUUGAAGGCAGAAGACAAAGAAAAUGCCGAAGCUGGCUCGACUGUCUCUGUUGCCACGGGACGGAAGCGUAAGCAGCGGUGGGAUGUGUCUUCGGAGCCAACAGAGCCACCGGCUGAGGCUAAGGCUCCUCAGGCUCCGGAGGCUAAGUCCAAGAGAUCCCGCUGGGACCAGACACCCGCCCCGACAGCCCCGGGUGAAGAAGGACCCAAACGUCGUUCACGAUGGGAUCAGGCCCCGGCGCUUGGAGCCGCUGCGACUCCCGUUGGAAAUCAGGGACUUGCAACCCCUAUGCAUCCUUCCCAAGUAGGUGCGCCUUUGAUUCCAACCAGCUUUGGAACUGAUAUUUCUGCCCGCAAUGCUCCCUUGUCGGAUGAGGAACUUGACAUGAUGCUUCCUUCCGAGGGCUACAAGAUCCUUGAGCCACCCCCGGGCUAUGCUCCAAUCCGCACCCCUGCGCGAAAGCUCAUGUCUACCCCCGCGCCUAUGGCGAACGCAAACGGUGUCGGUGGCUUCAUGAUGCAAGAGCCGGAAAGCGCUCGGUCCCUAGGCAAACAACUUCCGACCGAAAUCCCGGGAGUUGGCGACCUCCAAUUCUUCAAGCCGGAGGAUAUGGCCUACUUUGGAAAGCUCAUGGAAGGGGGAGAUGAAAGCGUGAUGUCGGUGGAAGAAAUGAAAGAGCGGAAGAUUAUGAGGCUGUUGCUGAAGGUCAAGAACGGCACGCCGCCAAUGAGAAAGACUGCCUUGCGUCAGCUCACGGAUAAUGCGCGGCAGUUCGGAGCAGGUGCUCUGUUUAACCAGAUUCUUCCUCUUCUCAUGGAGAAGUCUCUUGAGGACCAAGAACGUCACCUAUUGGUCAAGGUUAUCGACCGUGUGCUUUACAAGCUAGAUGACCUUGUCCGUCCCUACGUCCAUAAAAUCCUCGUCGUCAUUGAGCCGUUACUUAUUGAUCAAGAUUACUAUGCUCGUGUUGAGGGUAGGGAAAUUAUCUCUAACCUGGCCAAGGCGGCUGGUCUUGCUACCAUGAUCAGUACGAUGCGUCCCGAUAUUGACCACGUGGACGAGUAUGUCCGAAACACAACUGCACGAGCGUUUGCAGUGGUCGCCUCAGCCCUUGGUAUCCCGGCCCUUCUUCCCUUCCUGCGUGCUGUGUGUCGCAGUAAGAAGUCCUGGCAGGCCCGACACACCGGUGUCAAGAUCGUCCAGCAAAUCCCCAUUCUCAUGGGUUGUGCUAUCCUUCCUCACCUGAAAGGUCUAGUUGACUGUAUUGCCGACAACCUUAGCGAUGAGCAAGCCAAGGUCAGGACGGUCACCGCGUUAGCCGUGGCCGCACUGGCUGAGGCCGCCAAUCCCUAUGGUAUUGAGAGUUUUGACGAAAUUCUCAACCCUCUGUGGACUGGAGCCAGGAAGCAGCGGGGUAAGGGUCUGGCUGCAUUCCUCAAGGCCGUCGGUUACAUCAUCCCGCUGAUGGAUGAGGAGUAUGCCAAUUACUACACCAGUCAAAUUAUGGAGAUUCUUCUUCGGGAAUUUUCUUCUCCGGAUGAGGAGAUGAAGAAGGUUGUUCUCAAGGUGGUGUCGCAGUGCGCUAGCACUGAUGGCGUAACAGCCAGUUACCUCAAAGAGCACGUAUUGACCGACUUUUUCAAAAGUUUCUGGGUGAGGCGCAUGGCCCUCGAUAGGAGAAACUAUCGUCAGGUCGUUGACACCACGGUCGACCUCGGACAGAAGGUUGGCGUCGGUGAGAUCCUCGAGCGAGUCGUCAACAAUCUGAAAGACGAGAGCGAACCCUACCGGAAGAUGACCGUGGAAACAGUGGAAAAGCUAAUUGCAGCACUCGGAGCGGCCGACAUCUCAGAGAGGUUGGAAGAACGGCUUAUCGAUGGCGUUCUCUACGCCUUCCAGGAACAGAGUAUCGAAGAUAUUGUGAUCUUGAACGGUUUUGGUACCGUGGUAAAUGCCCUUGGCACUCGUUGCAAGCCCUACCUUCCUCAGAUUGUCAGUACCAUCCUCUGGAGGUUGAACAAUAAGUCCGCCACCGUGCGUCAGCAAGCGGCCGAUCUUAUCUCACGUAUUGCCAUGGUCAUGAAGCAGUGUGGGGAGGAUGCACUCAUGGGAAAGCUCGGCGUUGUACUCUACGAAUAUUUGGGUGAAGAGUACCCGGAGGUCCUCGGUUCCAUUCUUGGUGCCCUACGAUCUAUCGUCACCGUCGUCGGUAUCAACCAGAUGCAGCCACCGAUCCGGGAUCUACUUCCCCGUCUUACUCCCAUCUUACGAAACCGUCAUGAGAAGGUUCAAGAAAACACUAUCGACUUGGUUGGCCGUAUCGCCGACCGCGGGCCUGAGUCGGUCAAUGCCCGUGAAUGGAUGCGUAUCUGCUUUGAACUGCUGGACAUGUUGAAAGCCCACAAGAAGGGCAUCCGUCGUGCCGCUAACAACACCUUCGGUUUCAUCGCCAAGGCCAUUGGUCCUCAGGAUGUUCUGGCCACCCUGUUGAACAAUCUUCGUGUGCAGGAACGUCAGUCUCGUGUGUGUACCGCAGUUGCCAUUGCUAUCGUAGCUGAGACUUGCGCUCCAUUCACCGUUCUCCCGGCCCUGAUGAACGAAUACCGCGUUCCCGAAUUGAACGUCCAGAACGGUGUCUUGAAGGCCAUGUCCUUCUUGUUCGAGUACAUUGGCGAAAUGGCGAAGGACUACGUUUACUCCGUGACACCCCUUUUGGAAGAUGCUCUCAUCGACAGGGACCAGGUGCAUCGGCAAACUGCUGCCAGUGUCGUCAAGCAUAUUGCCCUAGGUGUGGUUGGCCUCGGUUGUGAAGAUGCAAUGGUCCACCUUCUCAACCUGGUGUUCCCAAACAUCUUCGAAACCAGUCCUCACGUCAUCGACCGUGUCAUAGAGGCGGUCGAUGCUAUUCGGAUGGCCGUUGGCACGGGCGUGGUCAUGAACUACGUGUGGGCCGGCCUGUUCCAUCCUGCCCGCAAGGUGCGCGUGCCAUACUGGCGUCUCUACAACGAUGCCUAUGUGCAGAGCGCCGAUUCGAUGAUUCCAUACUACCCCAUUAUGGAAGACGAGGGCCUUGAGAGACCGGAAUUAUCCAUUAUUGUUUAA
Molecule: messenger RNA, 3696 nt
Organism: Aspergillus tanneri
Lineage: Eukaryota; Fungi; Ascomycota; Eurotiomycetes; Eurotiales; Aspergillaceae
Product: U2 snRNP complex subunit HSH155
Exons: 2
Coding region: 1-3696 (1231 amino acids)
Biological process (GO): spliceosomal complex assembly
Cellular component (GO): U2-type prespliceosome; catalytic step 2 spliceosome; U2 snRNP
Molecular function (GO): mRNA binding
Source: RefSeq, a predicted model, not a curated record